GGAAGCCAGCUCCUCGGCCGUGUUAUAAAAAGGGGCGGGCGGCCCCGGCACGGCUGGAUUCGGUUUCGCUGCUGCCGACGAUGAGCCGCCGCCUGCUCUGCACCCUCGCGGUGCCCACGGGCACAGCGCUGGCCGCGGCCGCGGCGGGGAUGCAGAUCUUCUGCCAGGCAGACAAAACUCCAGGUGGGGAAAAAGCCGGCAUGAAGGAGACAAAGGCAACCAGCACCAAAUGGUGGCUGAGCCAAAGGCAGGAGCACUCCACAGGGAAGAGCAAGGUAUGUGACCUGACUGGCUGGUGGGAGAAUGACCUGGGCUCCAAGAUGUUUGUGGACAAGGUUGACAACCAUGGCAACUUCUCAGGCGAGUACCACACUGCAGUGUCCAGCACCCAGAAGCCCAUCGAGCCAUCCCCCCUUGUUGGCUCCCAGCACCUGGACGAGGAUGGGCUUUGCACCUUCGGAUUCACUGUCAACUGGAAGUUUUCUGACUCCACUGCUGUCUUUGUGGGUCAGUGCUUUGGUGCGAACAGCAGUGAGGAGGUCCUGCAGACCUCCUGGAUGCUGCGGGAGAAGGUUGACUCCCAACACAAUGACUGGAAAGCCACAAGGGUGGGACGUAACACCUUCAAGAGGAUGGCCUGAGAGGAGGAUGGAGAACCUUCUUACUUCAGACGUGGAGAGCCUGAGGCACCUGAGCACCAUCAGUCUGCACCAGCAUGGGGGCUGCUACUAGCCCUGAGGGAAGAUGUGCCCCCAAAACAAAUAAAAUGAGCUAUUUUUAACUUCAAACCC
Molecule: messenger RNA, 791 nt
Organism: Neopsephotus bourkii (Bourke's parrot)
Lineage: Eukaryota; Metazoa; Chordata; Aves; Psittaciformes; Psittacidae
Product: avidin-like
Exons: 5
Coding region: 81-641 (186 amino acids)
Molecular function (GO): biotin binding
Source: RefSeq, a predicted model, not a curated record